Onychostoma macrolepis is the source of this 1971-nucleotide messenger RNA. RefSeq lists its product as uncharacterized. The record is from RefSeq and is a predicted model, not a curated record. Lineage: Eukaryota; Metazoa; Chordata; Actinopteri; Cypriniformes; Cyprinidae. Bases 617 to 1369 code for a protein of 250 amino acids. The transcript is spliced from 2 exons.
CUGUCCCCUGACGGAGGCUGAAGUAUCCAAACUUUUUCUCUCCAACCAUCCUACAACAUGUCCUCUUGACCCAAUCCCCUCGCACCUUCUGCAAGCAAUCUCUCCCACGCUCUUACCGGCACUCACACACAUCAUCAACACAUCCCUCCUCACAGGCAUCUUCCCCACUGUGUUCAAGCAGGCUCGGGUAACCCCACUGCUCAAAAAACCUACAUUAAACACUUCUCUUAUAGAAAACUAUAGACCUGUCUCUCUCCUUCCAUUCAUAGCGAAAACACUUGAACGUGUUGUCUUCAACCAGGUCUCAUUGUUUCUUUCACAGAACAACAAACUGGACGCUAAACAGUCAGGUUUCAGGAGUGGCCAUUCAACUGAGACUGCGCUUCUCUCAGUCACUGAAGCCCUGCGAAUUGCAAAAGCCCAUUCCAAAUCAUCAGUCCUCAUUCUGCUGGAUCUAUCUGCUGCGUUUGACACUGUCAAUCAUCAGAUACUCCUGUCCACUCUCUCAUCACUGGGCAUCACUGGAAUUCCACUUCGCUGGUUUGAAUCCUAUCUCACUGAUGAUCCAACGGUAGCUGCAAGGAUCUCAGGUUGCCUGGCGGACAUCUCGGCAUGGAUGAAAGAACAUCACCUUCAGCUCAACCUGGCAAAGACUGAGCUUCUUGUCUUUCCCGCCGCUCCAACUCUACAGCAUGACAUCACGAUCCAGUUAGGUUCAUCAACAAUUACCCCAUCAACUUCGGUCAGAAAUCUUGGUGUAAUCUUUGAUGACCAGCUGACCUUCAAAGACCACAUUGCAAAGACUGCUCGAUCUUGCAGGUUUGCACUACACAACAUCAGAAAGAUCAGGCCCUUUCUGACGGAGAAUGCUGCACAACUUCUUGUCCAGGCCCUUGUCAUUUCUAGGCUGGACUACUGCAAUGCUCUUCUGGCUGGACUUCCAUCGAACACAGUCAAACCUCUACAAAUGAUUCAGAAUGCGGCGGCACGACUGGUCUUCAAGGAACCCAAAAGAGCCCAUGUUACACCUCUCUUUAUCUCAUUGCAUUGGCUACCAGUCGCAGCUCGCAUCAAGUUCAAGACAAUGAUGCUUGCUUAUAGAACAACCACAGGCUCAGCACCCGCCUACAUGCACUCACUAUUAAGAAUCUACAUCCCCUCCAGAAGUCUGAGAUCUGCUAGUGAGCGACGCCUCGUGGUACCAUCACAAAGAGGCUCAAAAUCACUCUCCAGAACGUUCUCGUUCACCAUUCCUGGCUGGUGGAAUGAUCUUCCCACCCAUAUUCGGAGUGCUGGAUCCCUGUCAAUCUUCAAGCAACAGCUGAAAACUCAUCUCUUUCGACACUACUUGACUUCACCCUACAGAUAAAAAAAAAAAAAAAAAACUCUUUCUCCUUAUUUAUUCCUUCCCUUGCUAGCUUGUACUUAUUUAAACAAUGCCUGAGACUUGGUGUUUAAGGCACUUCGUUUGUCGGAUUGCCUCUUCAAGAUGAAUCGCUUUAUGUAUUCCCCAAAUUGUAAGUCGCUUUGGAUAAAAGCGUCUGCAAAAUGACUAAAUGUAAAUGUAGAUAUAUAUCUAGACAUUCUAAAAGACUACUUUUUGUCAAGAUUUAGAUAUUUUUGGUUAGAUAAGUAUCAGGUUUUACAUUAUGAUUACAGUCAAACAUUAAAAUCUUGUUAAAAAGGAAACACAUAGAAAGCAUUUUUGUUACUCAGUAUUUGAUAAUUAACAACAAAACAACAAAAUAAGGAGUAGAUAGUGAUAAUUCAAAACACUUUAUAUAAACAUUUUGUAAUUAAUUGAUAUUUUAUUCAAUGUAAUUCAAUUAAUGUUAACAUAUUUUCAAAAUUUGCUCUGUUGCAGUUUUACCAGUUCAUUUCUUUGUAUAUAUGUAUAUGUGUGUGUGUGUGUGUGUGUGUGCACUUUGGAUGGAUUAAAUGCAGAGCACAAAUUCUGAGUAUGGGUCGCCA